Molecule: messenger RNA, 2157 nt
Organism: Vitis riparia (riverbank grape)
Lineage: Eukaryota; Viridiplantae; Streptophyta; Magnoliopsida; Vitales; Vitaceae
Exons: 9
Coding region: 121-1857 (578 amino acids)
Cellular component (GO): catalytic step 2 spliceosome
Molecular function (GO): zinc ion binding; RNA binding
Source: RefSeq, a predicted model, not a curated record
CAAUUGGAUUGUUUGAAUGAGUGCUUUCAGAGGGUGGUAAAAAUUGUGAUACAAAUUUUUUAUAUUUGUAAAAGCACAGGUCCUGUUGAAACAGGGCUUUCUUGGUUUGAGUACCAAAUUAUGGGCAACAAGGAUUUUAUUGAACUCCAUGCAUUGAACGAUGAAGUUAAGGAUGGCGUCUUCAAUAAGGAGAAUGUGAAACAGGCUAAGGGUGAAAUCAGAAAUUUAGAUAAGCAGCACACCCAAAGAAAAUACCCUGAGGAAGAUUUAGUUGAUAAACCGCCGCCUUUGCAGGGGAAUGUUGAAUUGGUAGAAACUGUUACCAUUGCUGAGAAGAUGACUGGGAUUGAAUCCAUUGUGCAUGGUGGCAAUAAUGAUGUGAUUCUCCAAAAGGAAGUUUUUAGCAGCCAUAAGAUAGAUGGUAGCUCUGUAACAGGUGUUAAGAGAUCCCGGAUGACAUGUGAUGAUCAGCAACCAUUUGUGCAUGUGAUAUAUAAUUCCUUAUCAAGAAAAAGCAAAAGGAAGCUUGAGGAGCUUUUACAUCAUUGGUCAGAAUGGCAUGCUCAGCAAUGUUCUUCAUCCAAAGAUUCUGAUGAAGUUUUGGAGUCGGGUGAUGAAACUUAUUUUCCAGCAUUACAUGUUGGUCUUGGUCCUGAGAAAACCUCUAUGGUGUCUUUCUGGAUGGAUAAUCAAGUGAAAGAAAAGAAAAACGAGGGGUUCAUCUCAUUGAAUGACAAUGCUGUUCCUCUAUAUGAUCGAGAAUAUGCAUUGGGUCUAACUUCAAUGGAUGAUUUGAAUAACCUGGAAAGAGGCUUGGAAACACUUGAUGCUUCUCGCUGUUUCAACUGUGGUUCCUAUAACCAUUCACUGAAGGAAUGCCCUAAGCCUCGAGAUAAUGUUGCUGUCAAUAAUGCUCGGAAGCAGCACCAAUCCAAGAGAAACCAACCUGUUGGUCCUCGUAUUGCAACUCGCUAUUACCAAAAUUCUCCUGGGGGGAAAUAUGAUGGACUAAAACCAGGUGUUCUUGGUCCUGAAACAAGGAAAAUAUUGAAUCUUGGGGAGUUUGAUCCACCUCCAUGGCUUAAUAGGAUGCGUGAGAUAGGAUACCCACCAGGAUAUCUAGAUGCUGUAGAUGAAGACCAGUCUUCAGGGAUUAUAAUAUAUGCAGAUGAGGAAACCAGGGAAGAAGAGGAUAAGGAAAAUUUAAAAUUAAACACUUCAAUACUGCAGAAGACAAUGUCUGUUGAUUUCCCUGGAAUAAAUGCACCAAUCCCAGAGAAUGCAGAUGAGAGACGCUGGACAACUUCUCAGCUUCCAGUAAGUUUUGAUUCUCUGAGGAACCGGGCGAACCUUAGAUCAAACUGUUCCUCAGAAUCUAUCUCCAACGGCCUCCCCCAUAAUCAGAGGGGGCCCAGGGACUACAGAGAUGGUGGCUUCCCUGGUUACAGCCCCACCAUGUUUGAUCACUCACGUGGCUACAGUGGUUUCAGUCUCAGUCGGCCAAGUGAAUACUUCAGUCUAAGAGGUGAUAACCCGAAUGGCUACAGUGGUUGCAAUCCCAAAUAUGCAAGUGAUCCUUUCAGUCCAAGAGGUGAUAACUUGGGCUUCUACAAUCCUUUCAGCCCUAAUAUCACAGGGGACGCCUUCAGUCCAAGAGGUGACCUGUUGAUGAGAGGCCCAAGUUUGGGAAGGUCUAUGUCCGAUAGAGGGAGGAGUUCGUUGUUUCUUGAAGGUUCUAGCCAUACUACAGACACUCUCUUACCAUAUGCAUCCUCAGGCCUGCUCCAGUCUCCUCAUGAUUAUGGUUCAUUCAGAUUUGAGGCUCCAGCUUAUGAGGGGCACUGGCGUCCCUACUGACCAAUAAUCGAAACUGCUGUCUUUAUAAUGGCAAGCGAAUGAAUUCCCCACCAGAUUAUAGGACCAGCUGCAUAAAGGAUGUUGAACUGUUAUCCUCAAUUCUUACUUAACAUUAGGGAUCUUGGUUUCUUGAAUAAGUUUUGAAUAUUCUUCUCUUAUACAUGAUCUGGGACAAAGUUGUUUGUUUAUUCAGUUGUAUGCUGAUGACAUGUUGGUUGGUUGUCUGGCAUGUAUAUCUAAUGUUCCUUCCAUAUAUUAAGUUUAAAAAUCUGUGGCGUUCGCCCAAUCUUUGGUUUCUGC